This is a messenger RNA of Volvox carteri f. nagariensis, 13557 nucleotides long. RefSeq lists its product as uncharacterized. Lineage: Eukaryota; Viridiplantae; Chlorophyta; Chlorophyceae; Chlamydomonadales; Volvocaceae. The record is from RefSeq and is a predicted model, not a curated record. Gene Ontology annotation, biological process: mRNA splicing, via spliceosome. Bases 1 to 13557 code for a protein of 4518 amino acids. Gene Ontology annotation, molecular function: U2 snRNA binding. The transcript has 30 exons.
AUGGUUACGCGGACCUCUAUCUGCAGCAGCAGGCAGAGGCAGCAGCAAGCAGACGAUCUUUACCAAGCAACGGCCAUGCGUUCUUCCAGACUGAAGCAGCUGGCACAGCGGCAGCAACAAACGCAGCUGCCGCAACCCACAUCCGCUCCUGCGCGGCGGACUAGCAGGCAGCAAGUGCGGCUGUCUGCUGUCCUGCAGCAGGCUCCACAUCUAUACGACAGACAGAGGUUGUCGGCUGUGGAGCGCUUCAUAGAUAGGAUUGAUGCACUUCCAGCCCGCUACACAGAGGCGCAGGUGGUGUUCCUCAGCAAGAACUCCCUCACCAGCGUUGCCGGCCUGGAGCAGUUCCGUCAACUGCGUGUGCUGGGUCUCGCCGACAACCUACUGGCCGACCCGGAGCAACUGGAAAUGCUGGCAUCGGCCUGCCCCGGCCUGGAAGCACUGUCGCUGGAAGGAAACCCAAUUGCAUACGUGCCAUAUUACAGAUCUCGCGUGCUACUUGCGCUGCCUGGCCUCAAGUCCCUUGACGGCCGGCCCAUCACGGAGGAGGAGCGUGCCGGCGCUCCCGCAGCGGUGGCUGCGGAAGAGGCCACGAUGGCGGUCCUGUUGCGCAACGCUUGUGAAGUGCACAAGAUGGCAAGUGUGGUUCAGAAAGCACAGUUGCACAUGGAGCUGUUGCAUGUAAUGCACAGCAAAGGCGCGGUGAUGCGGCGUGUCGAGGCGCUGGGCGACGCCGCGACCGCAACCGUGGGCCGCAGCCUGUCGCGGCUGGUGGACAUGUGGGAUUACGAGGCGCUCCUGACCGCAGAGGAACGGCGCAAGAUCCGGGGCGCCUUACUGCGCGAGGUCGGCCGCAUGUACCGACAGCUCAGGGCGCAGCAGCCAGUGGCAUCACGGGCGCUGCCAACAUGGGAAGAGGCCUUUGCUCAGGUCAUGACGGCCCAGCAGCAGACCACGGCCAUGCUGCUAGACCUGAUGACGCAGUGUCAGUUAGCUAUUGAUGAGCUUGUGCGGACCAUGGCAGCGCCCCUGGGACACAGAACCAACGACGCGCCUGUGGGGGCAGACGGCGGUGUUGGCAUGGGCGGCAGUGAAGGGCGUGACUCGGCGCGCGCAUUGUUGUUGCGCGAGGCGGAAGCAGACGAAGAACGGCACCGGGCGAUGCGGCGGGAGCGUGAGGAGGUCCUGGCGGAGUUCAGGGACACUGCACUGAAGCAUUUGCGCGGUAGUCCAGUGCGCCCGGCGCUGCGGUCGGUCCUAAAGUCCUCGCUCAAGCGCACAAUGCAACCACCACCCAAGCACGGUUACGAGGGCGAUGCUGAAAGCGGCAGCGACAAUGACGGCAGGCAUUCACCGUCGCACUCCGCCCCGCCCAAAUGGCAGUCCGCGCGCUCCUCGCCUCCGGCGCCCGAGGCCGUGGAGCGGCUUAUGCGCGCGAGGCGAGGUAUUGCGCCAGCCCGUGUCACUGCCUCGAGUUUUGGUUCAGGUCCCAAUGCAAGGCGCCAAGACCAAGCCGCGGCCCAGGCUGCAAAGAACCUCGCGGCGCCGCAGCCCCAGCAGCAGCAACAACAGCCCUCGGGCCGCCCAUCUGGCGUGAUGGCUUCCACAGAUGCCACCAGCACAAGCGCUCGAACUGUAGGGAGGCCCAUGUCGGCUGAGCCUGUCCCCAUGCGCCAUCGAGCCCAGCAGCAGCGUGGUGGCUCUGUAGAGCUGGCGUCUACAGCCAAGGCGCAUGCCACUGCGGGUGGCGGAUCAGGCUCAGCUGCAGGUUUGUCGGCAUCAAGUGGCCACCGGCGGGCUAAGUCAGUGGAUGCAGCUACGCUGACUGGGCGCAGCGUCGUCGGCGACGGUGGGCGCACGUCGUCCGCAUCCAGCAGUCGGGCUCUGCUGCGGCAGCGACGGCGGUCGGCUCCGGGCUCCCCGAAUAAGGCAAGACUUUUCCCUGGCGGGUACCCUGCUCAGUGCAGACGCGGCACACGCGAUGUGAUUCAGAGCACGGCUGCACUGAGGGACGGCAACUGCUUGUUGCACUUCGCCAGCCAUUGCGUGGCAGGGGUUGCGUUAGUACUGGGAUGGAAAAGUCACUCAUGCCCCAAGUUUUGGCAAUGUUACGUGAUGCAGGACAUGGUGUCGCCUUCGUCCCCUUUGGAGAGGCCCGUGUGGAGGCCAGCAGGCGGCAAACCAGAUAGCGGGCGUUCCCCGACCUCGCCAGCAGACUUUAAGGACGCGGCACAUGCCGUAGAGCGUGCUAUGCGAGAGCUGAGAGCGCGCACCCAGGAGGUCGCCGGCACAAGUCCAGAGCGCAUCCGCGAGCUGGCCGCCGCCACCGCUGCCGUGGCCGCUGCUACAGCUGCCGCUGGGAUGGAGGGCGCUGCAUCCGGCUCGCCAACUUCGCGGUCUAUACUGCCUAAUCGUGGUAUCACCACCUCUCCGAUGAUCCUUGGCCGGCGACACCACCACGCCGCGGCUGCUAACGCUGCGCCAAUGCCACCGUAUUUUGCAGCUGUGGGACGACUACCGGACCAGGACGUGAACCAGCCUGCACACCAGGCGCGGAGGUCAUUGCAGGAUGCACUCUUGGGAACAGCCACAUCACGUCCUGCUCCACUGCACCCAGCAAAUAGCAUGGAGGGGUACGGGAUCCACGCGCCACGUUCUCCUAGAUCAAGGCUUAGGGCUUCCUCUCCAGGUCCUCCUGGAUUGCAUGGAAGGGUUGUCGGCACCAGCGCUCCCCCAGUCGCUGCGUCUGCGCGGAUCGACGAUCUGAAGCGUGAGGUGGAGGAGUCUGCGCAUGAGACGGCACGGCUGCGCCAGAUUGCGGCGAUGGCAUCCAUGCCGCUUCCGCAGAAGCUGGGCCUUGGCGAGGAUCCCGCCUCCGCGUCCGCGUGGCCAGCACAGGCGCCACCUUGGCUUGCAGCCCCCACUGCGGACCUAGCCCCUGUGAAUGGCGCGUCACAAGGCGGCGCCGGCGGCAGGUUUCCUCCUGACUUCAUGCCGCCGUUGUCAUCUCACUACCCAGGGCAAUCACCUGGACCAGAGUACUUCUGGCAGGGCCAUAGUACUUCACCGGCGGGUCCAUCAGCGCCAUGGUACCCUCUAGGUGCAUCCUGGAGCGGGACGGCGGGGCACGGGCUUACUCAGUCACCACACGAGGACUUAACGCUCCGGCCGCGGGAGUGGAACACCGCGGCCCAGAACGAGCAGGCAGCCAGUCCGCUGCCGCAGCCGCAGAUGCCGCCUCCCUCACUGCAGCCGCAUCGCGGCUCCUGGUCAGGUCCCGGUCCUGUGGGCAGCAUGCCAACGCCAUAUGCUCUUAGCAGGACGGCGGGGAUAGAAGGCUCCGGUGCGGGCUUCGUAGAUCUAUACCCGGCAGCGCUGAGGCCUGUUGACCAGGGUCAGGCGCCGCCGCCGCAUCAGCGGCAGCCGCAGACGAUGAGUGCACUAUGGGGUGGGCCGCCACCUGGCGGCACCGGCCCUGGCGGGGGCGGCAACGUAGUAUUGCCGCAUGACCACAGCCAGAAGUGGGGUCCAGGUGGCGCCGGCGCAACCUACGAAGCCUCUUCGGCCAUGCCCGGGGCACAGCACCAGCAGCGGUACCCCCUGCCACAGACGCAAUCUCGUGAUGACGGGCGCUGGGGAAGCGAUGGCUCGCUGCCGCAGGUUGGUCUGCCCACGACCUCGCCAGCCAGCGCCUGGCCAGCCGCCGGGGGUGGUGGGGCCGCGAUGGGGCCGCUGCAGCAAGCGCAGCAGCUGCCGCAGGAUUCAGGGCACGGUUUUCAAGGGAGACAGUCCGUAGGACACCAGGCCGGCGCGAGCGGGACUCUAGAACAGCCUCAUGUGCCGCGGCAGCAGCCUACCGCACAACAUCGCGGCCCCAUGCAACUUCGGCUGCAGCCACCGUCGUUCCCGGCCGGGCCCGGCACUGCACCGCUGCUACAUGGCGCUGCACUACAGGGGUAUCAGUCGCCGCCACGGCCACCACCGCCGGCGCCGUUUCAACCGCAGUUGCAGCAACCUCACCGCGGCCUUUCCUCCAGCUCCCGGUAUCUCGAUGAUGCCCUACCGCCACAGGACUCCCGUGUGCCGACCUGGCCGCAUGAUGCCGCAUACGGCACUGCAGACCAGCUGGCAAACCGCAGUGGGCUAUUCCCGUCGCCGCAGCUUUCAGAAGCGUACGCUGCGGCAUCGGCGCCGCCGGCACCUGACGGUUUGGGGCUUCAAACAUUUGGUCGUUCUGAACAGGUGACCCUGGGCGACUUUAACUUGAUGCGGGCCAGUGUAGACGCGGUCGCGCCUGGCAGCAUGCAGCCCUCUGCAACAGGCACACCGAGCUACAGCCAGCAGGCAGACAACGUGACGCGUGGAUUUCCGUUCCAGCCGUUUGCUUCGUCGGCUGAUGGAGUGCACUCGGAGCAGCCAUCGGGGGUCGUCGAUACGCCAUGGCUGCAGGGGCCGCCUCUCCUGCAGCCGCUGCAGUCAGGCACGAUUGGCACUGUCGCGACGGCCGCACCGUCCGUCACAACCGUAGUGAGUGUUGUGGACGAAGGGCCCAGCGGCGGCGGCGGCGGCGGGGGCGGCUCCACUCGAGUGGAUGUACAGGAAGUCCUUGGCGAGGAUAGCACCGGCUCCAAGGACCAACAUAUUCACCUGCAUAUCCAUCCACCACCCGUCCAGCUUUUCCUUCAAUCGGCGCCGGAACUUCGGCGCAGCGCCACGCAUCCCGUCAUCACCUCCAUUCCAGCGCCACCGCCAACAGACGGCAUCGCUCCCGCGUCCAGCAUCAGUCUUCUAGUGCAACCUGGCUCACCACUGCACGAGGCUCUCUCAGUAGGUAACCUGGUGUACGAGCGGAUCGAGAGGAUCAAACCCGCAGGGCGCCCCGGCUCGCCUGAUACCUUGCGGGAAACACGCUCCGCAGUGACUGGGCCGAUGGGUGUGACCUUCGCCUCGCUUGACGACGAGCGCGACGGAAGGCCCUCACGCAAGGGCGGCUAUGGACGCAGCGCCAAGGCUGGACCCAGCGCAGGCAGCCGCUCCAACCAAGGCAAGCGGACACGCAAUGCCAUGCCUACGCAUAGCCAGGAUGCUGUAAGCGACGGCGAAGACGAUGGCCUGAACGACACGGAGCUGACAAGGGACGACGGCGAUGAUGAGCACCUACGUGAUGAUCGGUAUCAUGACAGUGACAGUGCUAGCGACGACCGGCCAGGCGCGGAUAAUAAUCGUGGGGCCAGAGCCACCGGUCGCGGUCCGAGACCAUCAGGACGUCAAGGGCCAGGAGACAAUAAGCAUCGAGGCAACCAGGAGAACCGUAGUCCAGACGCAAUGGGCCGGGGCGGCUCACUGUCCGCUAAGGUGCUGCAGCGGCAGUACGCCUCCCUGGAGCGCCAGCUUGCCGAACAAACUGCCAUAAACGCCGCCCUCACCGGCCAGCUGCAGCAGCUGCAAAGCCUCGUGCCGCCAGCGGUGCUGCCACAGCACGCUCUACAGCAGGAGGCUCCACGGCAGGCUGAAAACGCAAAUCCACAGCAUGACGACGGGUACGGCCUGCAGACGGAUUCCUGGACAUCUAGCAGUCCACGUGUCGCCGUGCCGGGCGCCGUCGGCCGGUCCAGCGACACCGACGGCAGCGGCAUCGGUAGCGCCAGCGGCGGCGUCACCAAUUCACCCACUCGGCUGCGUCCUUUAAUCAGCUCUGUCGGUCUGAGCCCACUCGGCACACCACAUCAGGGCCCGACGUCACCCGGCCGUGGCAGCCGCGUUUCUCCGCGUUUACCAGUAUGCAUCAGCCCCGUCGCCGCCGCAGGAUCAGGGUCCAGCCCCCGCGAGGAUGACUCCAUGCACUCGACAUUGUUGCUGCUGCCGGAGGGCGCCACCCAGGGCUCCUCUCGACCCACGGCUAGGGACCCAGACCGGCUGUCCCCUCGACCGCCUGGCCAAUCGCCACGUGCUGCGGGUCGCCUGCAACCAAUAGAGGAACAGUUGCUCCGGAACCGCGCCAUACAGGAGCAGAUCACCCGACUGGGCGAGCAGCUGGCAGGCACGGCUGCCUCGGCUGCCAGCCUGGAGUUACCGCCAGAGCUGGCGGCCACUUUGGCGGGCCUGGCAACCUCGAGCUCGCCUCUGCCCUCUGGCUCGCUGCGCGCCCUGGAGCAACAGCUUGUGGCCAUGACUCUGGAGAAGGAGGCCGUGGAGCGGCUGCUGGUGCAGGAGCAGGCGGAAGUUCGGAUGUUGCAGCAGGAGCUGGGAGUUAUGGCGCAGGUGACGGCGGCGCUGGAGGAUACACAGGCCCAGCUGCAGGAGGCUCGCUUGGCUGUGGCACAUCAGCAGCAGGAACUGCAGGAGCGGGACCAGCAACUGGCGGCCAGCCGCCAAAGAGAGGUCCAGCUAAUGGAGGAGCUGGCCGCCGAGCAAAAAAGGGUUGCAAGUCAAGUGGUCGCCAUUGCGAGUUACUUCGAGCAGCAGUUUGAGGAAACCCGUGCGGCAAUUGUCGCCGAGCUUCAAGACCAGGUAAUGGCCAUGCCUGCUGGUCGCGGUGGCUUCCAGCUAUCGUCCGUAUCGCAGCCCCGCUACAGCCUCCAGGCCUACACCGAUUCUCAGCCGGAAUAUAUACGUACGGAUAUCAAGUCACCGAUGCCUGACCUCUGUAGUGAACUGCCAUCGCAGCUGUCGCAAGGUGACACCCUCAGUGUGAGCCAAACCGCGCAAGCACUUGACGAGCAGCUUUCCUCUCGAACCGCUUCGGGUGGCCGCACUGACCUAGGAUCCCAGCUCGCGGGCUCGCUCUCGGCUCAUUUGCUGGGCACACGGCGCAGUGUCCAGCACAGCGACGAUGCGGCAGCACCGACGGACAACCUAGCGCCUGAUGCAGCCUUUGCGACCCUGCCGGAGGCGCUACGCUUGGAACUUGAAGCGCAGGUCGCGAGCGCACGUGCCAGUCUUGCAUCCCAAGUUGCCGAGGCUCUCCGGGAGGACAUCCUGCAUCAGUUGGAGACCCGGCACUCUGCCCCGGUGCACACGUCGUCCUCUGGGCACUCACGGCUCCAAGACGCGUUCGAGGCAGAGCACGCGGCGCAGCUGGCCGUCAUGCGCGCUGACCACACCAUGCAGAUGGAGAUUAUGCGUGCACGCCAUGCAGCGCAGGUGGAGGAGCUGCUGGCGGAGAGGGUGGUGCAGCCGGGUGCCAUCCGGGAAGAGUACGCGGCCCAGCUGGAACACGUGCGCGCAGAGCAUGCCAAGCAAUUAGAGGAGCUGCAUGCGCGCCACGCUGCGCAGGUAGAGGAGCUGUUGGCGGAACGUGCAAGGGAGCCCGAGGCCCUGCGCGCAGAGCAUGCGGCCAAGGUGAUAGCAAUGCGUGCAGAACACAGCAGGCAGAUGGAGGCCCUUCGUGCUGAACACAUGGACCAGCUGGAAGAGCUGAUGGUAGAACGGUCAAGGCAGCCCGCGGCACUGCGGGCGGAGCACGCAGCCAAGCUGGCGGCUCUGCGCGCUGAGCAUACCGGCCAGAUGGAGGCGCUGCGGUCAGAGCAUGCCGCGCGGAUGGAGGUACUGCUGGCGGAACGUGCGACACAGCCCGAGGCGAUGAGGGCAGAGCACGCCUCACAGCUGGCAGCACUGCGUGCGGAGCAUGCGAAGCAGAUGGAGAUCCUGCGCUCGGAGCAUGCCAAGGAGGUAGGAGUUCUGCUGGCAGAACGUGCCGCGCUGCCAGAGGCGCUGCGUGCGGAGCACGCGGCUCAGCUAGAAGGUAUCCGGAGCGAGCAUGCUGCGAGGCUGGGGGCUCUGCGGGCUGACCACGCGACGCAGAUGGAGACUAUGCGUGCCAGCCACGCCGCGCAGCUUGGGGCAUUGCUUGCGGAACGCGUGAUACAGCCAGAUGCUUUCAAGGCAGAGCACGCCGUCGAGCUAGCAGCUCUACGCGCGGACCACGCGAAACAGAUGGAAGCCAUGCGCGCCGAGCAUGGAAAGCAGAUGGAGGAGCUGGCAGAGGAGCGCGCCAUGCAGCAGCGCGAUACGCUGCGCACGGAGCACGCCGCGCAGCUGGCAUCCCUGCACGCAGAGCACACAAAGCAGAUGGAGGCAAUGCGGGCGGAGCUGACCUCGCAGAUCGAGACCCUGCUCGCCGAACGGAAAACUGUCUCACAGGUGCUACGUGACGAGCACGCAAUGCAGCUGGAGGCCAUCCGGGCCGGCCACGCCUCGCAGCUGACGGCCCAGAACGCGGAGCAUGCGAAGCAGCUGGAGAUGCUGCGUGCAGAGCAUGCUAAGCAGAUGCAGCGGCUGCUUCUUGAGCAUGCAGCCCAGCCGGAGGUCAUACGUGCGGGCUACUCCACACAGGCCGCGGCUCUGCGCGCCGAGCAUGCAAUGCAGAUGGAAGCCCUGCGUGCCGAGCACGCGGCCGUGCUAGCGGACAAGGAGCGGCUGCGCGCCGUUGCGGCAGCAGCUCACGAGCAGCAACUACAGGAGUUGCGCACCGGGCACCAAAAGCGCGUGGAGGAUCUGGCGGCGCAGACUCGGGAGCGCCUGCAGCGGCAGGAGGCAGAGCAGCGCGCAGCAAUGGCGGCGGUGAUGGAGGACCAUCAGGCGCAGCUUGCGCGGCACACACGCCGGCUCGACGAACUCCUGGCGCGCCACAAGCAGCAGCUGGACGAACUGGCGGAUGCCAACCGCCGCCAGCUGGAGGAGGUCCGGCGGCAGGGUGAGAAGCUGCUGGCAGAGGGGCGGAGCGCGGCGGAGCGCGGUGGAGCGGAGGCAGCGGCAGCGCACGAGAAGGCGGUGGCGGAACUGGCAGGCAGGCUCCGCUCGGCGGAGGCGGCAAGGGCUUCGGCAGAGGCGGCACGGCGAGAGGGCGAGGCAGCCCGUGCGGCAUUGCAGACGCAGCUGGACGAGGUGCUGACGCAGCUGGGCAAGGAGCGCACUGUGGGCAGUGAGCUGCGCGGCCGAAAUCAGGCGCUGGAGGUGGCCGAGAUUGAAAUUAGGCGGCGGAUGCAAGGGCUCCUGGCGCCACAGGAGCUCGGCUGGCGACGCGAAAUGGAAGCGGAGAAGCUCGGCAGCCGCUUCCUUCUGCGCCGCGUGCUGGGCCAUUGGGCUACCAACGCGCGCCUCUCCCGACGCCAUAGCCAUCAGGUUGCCGUCAUUGUGGAGCUUCGUCGUCGCAGGGUGUGCCGACAAGCGCUGCACCACUGGCGCACGACCGUGCUGCGUACCAAGGUGCUCCGUGCUCUCCUCAGAGCGAACGAGGUAUCGUUGAUGCGGCGGGCGCUGGUAUCGCUUAAGGCACAGACACUUCACCACAGGCGAAAGGCCCGCGCCAUCUCGAUUGCCGUUUCGCACUGGUCCGUGCGGCAGCUGUCCCGUUGCCUUGAGGCAUGGCGCCAGCUGCACCGCAUGCACGCCCGUGCGGCCGCGUACUCCGACCCGGCCGCGGUGCGGGCGGCGAUCACGCACCAUAGCAGUUUGGCCCUGCGGGCGGUCCUGGGGGCGUGGCACCAGCAUGUGUACCAGACCCAAAUGCCCAAGACACAGCGGCGGCGCCGCGCUGCACAUGUGUACAGGCGGCGGCUGCUCCGGAAGGCAAUGGCUUGCUUUGCGCAGCAGGCCGAGCGACGCGCCUUGAAGUGUAGCCAGCUGGCUCGCAGCACCCGAAGGCAUCGUUUCUCGGUCCUAAACCGCGCCUUUUCCUGCUGGAUGCGCUACUUGGAUAGCACCCGGAGAAAGCGGUCGCUCUUGAGCAUGGCUGACCUGCAGUAUGGCCACGCUGUGGUGCAGCGUUGGCGCCGCGCGGCAGCCCGCAGAAGGGCGCUGCGGCUGGGCUUGGCGGCUCUGCAGGCCAGCGGCGGCAUCCGUCGCCUGCGCACGUUUUGGGGACGGUGGCGUGCAUUCAUCCUUCGCCGGCGUCAGGCGGUGCUAGCCUUGAGGCUGGCUUCCGAGCACCACAGGGGCGCGCUAAUGUGGCGAUGCGUAUCCGCCUGGCUGCAUCUAGCAAAGCAGUCAGCAGCACGGCAGCUGCACAUCAAGGGCAUGCGGGAGUACCAGCGCAUGAUGCAGGCUGCGCUGCGUUGGCAGCGCUUGGUGGCGACGGGUCGGCGGCAGCAGGCGGUUGUUGACCGGGCAGUCCGGAUGUACCGGCACCGGGUGUUGGCGGCCACGCAGCGCGCGGUGCUGCGCCACUGGCGGGCGGCCGUUGAUGACCGGCGGGGCCUGCUGCGUUCCGCCGCCGUGAGCUUCGUGCACGCCUACCUAUCCAUCUGGCGGAGGAAGGUGCUGAUAGCGUGGCACCUGGUGGCGAGCCGUGCUGCCGGCGAGCGGGGGAUUGAGGAGGCCCUUGAGCUGCGGAGGGCUUUGGAACGCAACGAGGGGGCCAUGCGGCAGGUGUCCGCCAGGUUGGAGGCGGUGGGCGCGGAAAGUGCUGAGCUACUGGAGCAGCUCAAAGAGGCUCAGUCGGAGGUGUUGGUGCUUCGGCAGCAGCUAAGUGAAUCAGAGAAACGGCUGGGGGAGGCGAUGGAGGCGCUGGCCACCGCGGAACGAGAGCUGGAGGCCCAAGGCGCCGGCCUGGCUACUCGUGCAGACAAGAUUGCGAGCCUGGAAGCGGAGCGCGACAUGCUGCUGGAUAGAGUAAACACGUUGCGACAACAGGUGUCCUCCGGAGAGGUGUCGGUUGCGUCGCUGCAGGAGCAGGCCUCCUCGCUGCAGCGCACCCUGGCAGCAGCACAGGGCACCGUAAAGGAGCUGAACCUCAAGAUGCAGCAACAGGCCGCCCACUACGAGGAGCAGCUGCUGGCUGCUAGGGAUGAGGCGUCGCUAGCUAGGCGUGAGGCAGGCAGCCUGGCGGCGACGGCGUCGAGGCUGGAGCAGCAAGCCACGGAUAGCGAGGCGCAGCUGCGGGCAAUGCGGACGGGUCAUGAGGCGCUAGUGGCAUCCCUGCGUCAGGAGCUGCGCGCCCGGGAUGUCCACAUCAUGGCUCUCAACCAGCAGCAACAACAGCACCGCGACGCCGCCGCGCUGUCCAGACCCGCAACCUCCGUUGCCCGGCCGCCCAAUGCCGUCUUCUCGCCGCGGCCUUUGGGCGCUGACCCUCGCUCGCGCUCCGGAGGGGGCGGCUUCGCAUCAGCACGUGGCGCCGAAAGAGAACACCAUCCCAGGCGCUCAUCAGCGGGUGGCCAUGACGUCGGGUACUUGGGCCAUAUGGGCGUGGGCCAUAUGGGCGUGGGCGGCGUGGAUGCUGCAGCAGUCGUGGCCGAGGAAUCGUCGUUGCUGGAUGGGUGGGAGAUGGCUCGUGACGGCGGUGGGCGGCAGCGGCCGCUCUUCGAGCCGUCCAUGCUUUGCCCGUCGACCACGGCGGCUGGUGGCACCUCGGCGCGCCACGAGUCUCGGCCCUGGUCGAGUGCAGGGGAGCGCACCAGCAGAAGAGCAGCAUCGGCGGCUGGUGCGCUGCUACGCAAUACGUCCCUGCUGCAUGCACGGCCCCCGGCCGCGCCACCGGUAGCGUUACCGCAGCAUCCCACCAGCGCUGCAAUGGCUGCAGAGGGCGUGUGGUCAGACAGUCCCCGCUUUGCCAUCGCGUCCGAAGCCCUCGCAGGAGCAGCUGCUGCUGAGUGCUCAGCUGCUGCUGUCGCAGCUGAAGCUGCGGCAAUAGAGCCAUCGGCGCCUGUGCUGGCAGCGCAGCAUUCCGUCCAGCUACCUGCGGAAUCUUCUGCACUAGAGUGGCCGCAGCCGCAGGGCUCACAUCCCGCCGGGGCCAUCCGAGCCGAGUACCACGACGACGGCAAUGGCGAUGAACUGCCACCGCCAGGCCAGCACCGCGGCGCGUCCGGGGCGUUUCGACGGCUGCAGGCCGCCGAGGCCGCGCUCCUAGCCACGGAGGAGGAGUUCCAGCGUCGACGUUCGCAGAUCCUCAAUUUGGGCCCGGCGACCCUGGCUGCGGAUGCCGCUACCGCUUCCAGCGGUGUUGGCGGGUGCUUGCAGUCGCAGCGUUCCCUGUCUCCCCGGCUGCCGUCCGGCUCCCAGGACAGGGUCACCGCGGACGGCCAUGGGAGUGGGCGUGUGCUGGGCCCCUCACAGCUGCGAGCCCCGCAUCGAUCCGUGCCGGGGACGAGUGAGGCAAAUGGCCGAGGUCGGGAGGAGUGGCCUGGAGAGGCUGAGGACGCCGCGGCGGGGCAUCCUGGCGCAGGGAGGUCGCUGCGCCACUCCACCAGCGAUCUUCCUGACCGACCAGGGGGCAGCCUGCAAGGCAUCGGGGAGCGACUCGCUACCUUGCCACUGCGUCAGGGUGCGGCUUGGGAGCGCGAGCUACAGCCGCAGCACGCGCCCGUGCCCCCGAUGCGGCGGCACACGUCGACCGAUCCGGGCGUCGUCAAUGCAGGCAGCGGUAGCACCCCCGCCGGCGCUGCCGCCGGAGACAACGAUGGCGGUGUGCUGCAAGCGCAGCUUCAGCAGCAAGUGGAUCUGAACAACCUGACCGCCGGUAUCGUGGGCACCCUGUCUAACCUGCGGGAGGCCCUCAGGUCGCAGAGCAGGGCCCCCACGCCGCCGCCGCUGCCCUUGCCGCCGCCGCAGCGGGCGGCACAACAGUUGGCGCCAUCACUUGGGACCGCGACUGCGCAAGCCGGCUCUGGUGGCGGGUGUGCCGCUGCAGCUGCGGCUGGGCUGAGCACCGCGGGCGCAGUAGCUGCGUCAGCGGCCCCACGCACCGCUGCCGCGCACCAGGCUACCAUCACCGCACCGUCGCUGCACUCCAGCGCAGCGGGAUCCGUUGCCGCCUCGGAAGCGGGCAUGCGGAGUUGUGCUGCCAGUGGCAAUGGUAGCGUGGCCGGUGACGACGAAAUCGAGAUGACGCUGCGGGACUUGCUGCGGGCUGCCGUGCCGCUGCCGCCACCGCUGCAGGCCACGACUGCACGGCAACUUCAGCAGCAGGCUUCCCAACAGCACGAGGUGGCUCCUUCCAUGGCUCCACAGCAGCACCAGCAGCAGCAGCAGGUGUUGCCCACCGAGGGCGCCAGCGGUGAUACCGCUCGGGUUACCGACGCCGCUGAGCUCCUGUCCCGCAGCUUGGCGUCGCUGCUGAGUGCUGCUGCUGACGCCGCCGCUGCGAGUGGAAGCAAUAGCGGCGGCUGCGCUGCGCCGUCCCUGGAUUCACGGACUUCCGGCGCUUCCAGCCUCCUGACAUGGCUGCCGGCCUCGGCGCCUGGGGAAGGGGAUCUGGACCUCGGUCCUUACGCGCAGCCUGCUGCCCUGCGAAGCAAUGCUGCCGCCGUCGUUGUCCCAACACGUGGUAGAGGCGGGGGCAGCUUCGCGGAGCCGCCGGCUGCAGCUUUGGCAAGCGGCAUGCUCCCCGUUCUUCAGCGCGUGGUGGCGGCACCGGAGCGAGGUCAUGAACUAUACACUCGCAUCGGCUCACAUGUGGCGUCCGUGUUGGAAGAGCUGACGGGGCCGGCAUCUGGCGGCAAGAGCAGCAGCAGCGCUCCAGCGGGUGUGCCCUUGGUGCUGACAUCGCUGCGGAAGGUGGUGGGCAUGGUGCCGGAGGAGGACGGAUGCUCUACCUUCCACGCGGAUGCAUACUGA